AUGAACUAUGUCGCAACCUUCUUCCACGCCAGCCGAGAGACACGCGUAAGGAGCGCCGCCAUGUCGCUGCGCGCGCUACGCAUUGCUGGAGCGCGCCGUCCGCUCCGAGCGCCGACCCGAGCAACAGCAGUCCUGGCUCUGCCUCUCCGCGACGCGCCGGACCUCCGUGACGGUAGCCCCGGCCGGCAACUCGCCAACCGACCCUUCCGCCGCGGCUUCCACAACUACUUCGUGACGCACCUCCCUUCCUCGUCGCUGCAUCCCGACUCGCGGUCGUCGGCCGGCCCCGGCCACAAGCUCCCGCGGUCCGCCUCGACACCCCACACCCCGGCCCCGGGGUCCGGCCCGGCCGUGACGCCCCCGAACAUGCCCAGCCGCGACCUGACCGUCGUGCGAAUACCCCUGCGCAGCGCCAAGCACCACUUUGGCGUCUCGGCGUCCCGCGGGCAGCGCAUCUACAACGAGGACACGUACCAGGCCGGAACCAUCCACAUGCCCGCCUUCGCCAAGCGGGUACCCAUCAGUCUGGUGCGCAGCCAGGCCGCCAGGACGGCCGGCGAGGGAACCAGCGCCGACAGCGCCCUGGGGGAUCCGCAGGUCUUCUACUUUGGCGUCUUCGACGGUCACGGCGGCAGCGAGUGCAGCGACUUCCUCCGCGACGAGCUGCACGGGUACAUUGAGCAGGCCGCGGCCGAGUUCGGCCUGAAGAGCAGUCUGAAGCGAGACCACGGCGCACCGGACUCGACCCGCGACCCCGACAGCAGCUGGGCCGGCCCGCAGGAGACAAAGCCACAGCAACAACACGACCCGGGCAAACAGCACCAAGCAGCUGCCGCGGACAGCUCCAAAGCCGCCCGGCUCCAAGCCGAGCUCCUGGCCGAGUACAAGCGCACAGUCGGCGGCUACUUCCGCCGCUUUCGCCCCGACCACUUCGACGUGCCUAUCGCACCCUCGACGCGCGAGUCCUCCUCCUCCUCCUCCUCCUCCUCCUCCUCCUCAGCACCCGGCCACCCUUCUGCUUCCCCUGCCCAACCACGACACUCCUCUGGCCCGACAACCCUCGAAUCGGUCCUCACGUACGCCUUCCUGCGCGCCGACCUCGACUUCGUCACGGCGCAGGCGCGCAAGCCCGACCCGGACGACCCCUACGUCGCCGACAUCCCGCUCAACAAGGACGAGAUCCUCGGCUCGCCGCACCUGCCGCCCUCGGGCCACGGCAUCGGCGGGCCGACGCGCUUCAAAGGCGGCUCGACCGCCUCGGUCGCGCUCAUCUCCACGCCGACCCCGUCCCCCUUCUGGCACCCGGCGGCGCACAGCACGCUGGUAGUCGCGCACGUGGGCGACACGCGCGCGCUGCUGUGCGAGACGGCGACGGGCGCGCCGGUGGCGCUGACGGCGGACCACCGGCCUUCGGCGCCCGCCGAGGCGCGGCGCCUGCGGCGCUUCCUGGCCGACUCGCUGGUCACCGACUCGCUCGGCGAGGAGCGCAUCGAGGGGCUGGCCAACAGCCGCGCGUUCGGCGACGUGGCGGCCAAGCGCGUCGGCGUGUCCGCCGAGCCCGACGUCGUCCGCGUCGAGCUGGCCCCCGCCGCCUUCGCCUUCCUCGUGCUCGUCAGCGACGGCGUCAGCGGCGCCCUCAGCGACCGCGAGAUCGUCGACGUCGUCAAGGAGGCCGCCACCCCCGACGAGGGCGCCCGCAGGGUCGUCGAGUACGCCACCGAGGUGUCCGCCGACGGCGACAAUGCUACCUGUCUUGUUGUGCGCCUCGGCGGGUGGGAGAGGCGCAGCGAGGGCGGCCUCGGCAGUCUGGGCACUAAGGAGAUGCGGGAGAUGAGGAGGGCCGAGGCGCUGGAUCCGAGGCGGAGGGGGCGGUAG
Messenger RNA from Thermothielavioides terrestris NRRL 8126, 1875 nucleotides. RefSeq lists its product as uncharacterized. The coding region runs from base 1 to 1875 and encodes 624 amino acids. Gene Ontology annotation, biological process: protein dephosphorylation. Lineage: Eukaryota; Fungi; Ascomycota; Sordariomycetes; Sordariales; Chaetomiaceae. The transcript has a single exon. The record is from RefSeq and is a predicted model, not a curated record. Gene Ontology annotation, molecular function: protein serine/threonine phosphatase activity; cation binding.